This is a messenger RNA of Callorhinus ursinus (northern fur seal), 1131 nucleotides long. Lineage: Eukaryota; Metazoa; Chordata; Mammalia; Carnivora; Otariidae. The record is from RefSeq and is a predicted model, not a curated record.
AUGGGGACUCCCCGAGCCCGGGACGCGCGCCAGGCCCGCGAUCAGCGUGGGCAGGUGGAGCUGAGCCCGAGAACUGACACAGGAGGGCAAAGUUUCAACCAGGAGUCACACUUAAGAGUAAACCAGGGAAAUCAUGCAGACGUGACACCCUUUGAAUGUGGACAAAACUUCAGCCAUAAUUCAACUCACACAACAGAGAAAUUCUGUGAUCAUAAUAUAUGCAGGGGAACCCUCAGCCACCAGUCAGCCUGCAGUGUAUGUCAGAGGACUCACACAAGGUUGAAACCCUAUGACUAUAGUGAAUGUGGAAUAUCCUUUCGUAAAAAAUUGUACCUCCUUAUUCACCAGAGAAUUCACACAGGGGCGAAACCUUACAAAUGUAACGAAUGUGGGAAGGAUUUCAGCCACAAGUCAGGCCUACGGAAACAUGAGAUAACUCACACAAGGGAGAGACCUUAUGAGUGUGUUGAAUGUGGGAAAACUUUCAGCUGGAGGUUAGGCCUGAGAGUACAUCAGAGAACUCAUACAGGGGAGAAACCCUAUGAAUGUAGUGAAUGUGGAAAAACAUUUGUCCAGCAGUCAGCUCUCAAAACACAUCAGACCAUUCACAAAGGGGAAAAGCCUUAUGAAUGUAAUGAAUAUGGGAAAACCUUUGCCCAGAAUUCAACCCUCAAAAAACACCAGACAAUUUACACAAGGGCGAAGUCCUAUGACUGUAAGGAAUGUGGAAAAGCCUUCAACCAGAAGUCAAGCAUAGGAAUGCACCAGGGAACUCACACAGGGGAGAAACCAUACAAAUGUAAUGAAUGUGGAAAGGCUUUCACUGCAAAGUCAGGCCUAAGAGUACAUCAAAGGAUUCACACAGGAGAGAAACCCUAGGAGUGUAAUGAAUGUGCGAAAGCUUUUAGCAAGAAAUCUAGCUUAAGGUUACACCAGAGAACUCACACAGCGGGGGGAAAACCCUAUGAAUGUAAUGAGUGUGGCAGAGACUUCACCUAUAAAUCAAUCCUCAGAGGACAUCAGGAAACUCAUAAAAGGGAAAAACUCUCUAAAUAUGACAAAUGUGAGAAAGCUUUUAGUGAGAAAUCUGUCUUAAGGUUACUACAGAGAACUCAUACAGGAGUUCUGUGA